Molecule: messenger RNA, 1797 nt
Organism: Oncorhynchus gorbuscha (pink salmon)
Lineage: Eukaryota; Metazoa; Chordata; Actinopteri; Salmoniformes; Salmonidae
Product: dynein heavy chain-like
Exons: 5
Coding region: 1-1797 (598 amino acids)
Source: RefSeq, a predicted model, not a curated record
AUGGCACGCGUCCAGUUUGGGCAUGGCGUAAGAGGUGUUGACAAGCUGAAGUAUAGUGUCUGGAACAUACAGUAUAGUAUCUGGAACAUACAGUAUAGUAUCUGGAACAUACAGUAUAGUGUUAGGAACAUACAGUAUAGUGUUAGGAACAUACAGUAUAGUAUCUGGAACAUACAGUAUAGUAUCUGGAACAUACAGUAUAGUAUCUGGAACAUACAGUAUAGUAUCUGGAACAUACAGUAUAGUGUUAGGAACAUACAGUAUAGUAUCUGGAACAUACAGUAUAGUAUCUGGAACAUACAGUAUAGUAUCUGGAACAUACAGUAUAGUAUCUGGAACAUACAGUAUAGUAUCUGGAACAAACAGUAUAGUAUCUGGAACAUACAGUAUAGUGUUAGGAACAUACAGUAUAGUAUCUGGAACAUACAGUAUAGUAUCUGGAACAUACAGUAUAGUGUCUGGAACAUACAUUAUAGUAUCUGGAACAUACAUUAUAGUAUCUGGAACAUACAUUAUAGUAUCUGGAACAUACAGUAUAGUAUCUGGAACAUACAGUAUAGUAUCUGGAACAUACAGUAUAGUAUCUGGUAUAGUAUCUGGAACAUACAGUAUAGUAUCUGGAACAUACAGUAUAGUAUCUGGAACAUACAGUAUAGUAUCUGGAACAAACAGUAUAGUAUCUGGAACAUACAGUAUAGUGUUAGGAGCAUACAGUAUAGUAUCUGGAACAUACAGUAUAGUAUCUGGAACAUACAGUAUAGUAUCUGGAACAUACAGUAUAGUAUCUGGAACAAACAGUAUAGUAUCUGGAACAUACAGUAUAGUGUUAGGAGCAUACAGUAUAGUAUCUGGAACAUACAGUAUAGUGUUAGGAGCAUACAGUAUAGUAUCUGGAACAUACAGUAUAGUAUCUGGAACAUACAGUAUAGUAUCUGGAACAAACAGUAUAGUAUCUGGAACAAACAGUAUAGUAUCUGGAACAUACAGUAUAGUGUUAGGAACAUACAGUAUAGUAUCUGGAACAUACAGUAUAGUGUUAGGAGCAUACAGUAUAGUAUCUGGAACAUACAGUAUAGUAUCUGGAACAAACAGUAUAGUAUCUGGAACAUACAGUAUAGUGUUAGGAACAUACAGUAUAGUAUCUGGAACAUACAGUAUAGUAUCUGGAACAUACAGUAUAGUAUCUGGAACAUACAGUAUAGUAUCUGGAACAUACAGUAUAGUAUCUGGAACAUACAGUAUAGUAUCUGGAACAUACAGUAUAGUAUCUGGAACAUACAGUAUAGUAUCUGGAACAUACAGUAUAGUAUCUGGAACAUACAGGGAUUCCUACCAGAGGUUCCUACCAGGAGUUCCCACCAGGAGUUCCUACCAGGAGUUCCCACCAGGAGUUCCUACCAGGAGUUCCUACCAGGAGUUCCCACCAGGAGUUCCUACCAGGAGUUCCCACCAGGAGUUCCUACCAGGAGUUCCUACAAGGGGUUCCUUCCAGGAGUUCCUACCAGGAGUUCCUACAGAAAAGCCAAGGUGGAUCCAAGGAUUCCUACCAGAGGUUCCUACCAGGAGUUCCCACCAGGAGUUCCCACCAGGAGUUCCUACCAGUUCCUACCAGGAGUUCCCACCAGGAGUUCCUACCAGGGGUUCCCACCGGGAGUUCCUAACAGGGGUUCCUACCUGGGGUUCCUACCUGGAGUUCCUACCAGUGAUACCUACCUGGAGUUCCUACCAGUGAUUCCUACCUGGAGUUCCUACCAGGAAUUCCUACCAGGGAUUCCUACCUGGAGUUCCUACCAGUGA